Messenger RNA from Aspergillus glaucus CBS 516.65, 2573 nucleotides. RefSeq names its product ribosome biogenesis protein ERB1 (gene erb1). NCBI's taxonomy places the organism in Eukaryota, Fungi, Ascomycota, Eurotiomycetes, Eurotiales, Aspergillaceae. Gene Ontology annotation, cellular component: PeBoW complex; preribosome, large subunit precursor. Bases 73 to 2439 code for a protein of 788 amino acids. Gene Ontology annotation, molecular function: ribonucleoprotein complex binding; protein binding. Gene Ontology annotation, biological process: ribosome biogenesis; maturation of LSU-rRNA from tricistronic rRNA transcript (SSU-rRNA, 5.8S rRNA, LSU-rRNA). The transcript has a single exon. The record is from RefSeq and is a predicted model, not a curated record.
AAAAAAAAAAAAAAAAAAGAAAAGAAAAAAGAAAAAAGUCGCGAAUCCCGACAUCCUUUCCGACACAGCAUCAUGGACGCUUCGAAGGGCUCGAAAAAACGAAAGGCCGUUACGCGCGAUGUGGAGGAGGAAGCAGGAGCAUUUUCUGGGGAUGAAUUGAGCAAGAAGGAUUUGAAUGGAGCGCUUUCGGACGACGCCAACGAUCUUUCGAGCGAUGAAGGCGAUUCGGAAGUGGAAUUGGUUGAUGACUUCAGCAGUGAUGAAGAGGAGGUUGAAGGGGAGGAGGAUAUCGACAGUGAUGAGAUUCCUUCCGAUGGCGAAAACUUGGUUAAGAAAAGGUCUGGCACAGCGGUCGACGAGCCGGCGAAGGACAACGACAACGACGAAUCUAGCGAGGAGGAACAAAUCAACUUCAGCAUCGAAAAAGAUGCCUAUGGAAAUGACCGCUAUCUCUACGAUGAGAUCAACCCGGACGAUAACUCGGAGCUCUCUGAAGCUGACGAAGAUGCAAACACCAUCGGCAACAUUCCUUUGUCCUUCUACGACGAGUAUCCCCAUAUUGGUUAUGACAUUAACGGGAAGAAGAUUAUGCGUCCCGCAAAGGGCGAAGCUCUAGAUGCAUUGCUGGACAGUAUCGAGAUCCCCAAGGGCUUCACUGGUCUUACGGAUCCUUCGACUGGCAAGCCGCUGGAGCUGAGCCAAGAUGAGCUGGAGCUGCUACGCAAGGUUCAAAUGAACGAAAUCCCCGACGAAGGUUACAACCCAUACGAACCGACGAUCGAAUGGUUCUCCAGCAAGCAAGAAGUUAUGCCUUUGAGUGCUGCCCCCGAACCAAAGCGCCGGUUCGUUCCAUCGAAGCACGAAGCCAAGCGGGUGAUGAAGAUUGUCAAGGCGAUCAGAGAGGGCCGCAUUCUCCCUUACAAGGCCCCGGAGGAGCGGGAGGAGGAGGAUCCAAAUGUGAUCAAGUAUGACCUGUGGGCAGAUGAGGCAGAGGAUGCGGAUCCCCAUAUGCAUAUCCCUGCUCCUAAACUUCCUCCGCCUGGUUACGAGGAGAGUUACCACCCACCGCCUGAGUAUCUGCCUGAUAAUAAGGAGCGGAAGACUUGGGAGCAAACAGACCCAGAGGAUCGGGAGAGCGAGUUCUUGCCCAAUGACUUUGGCUCCCUCCGGAGAGUUCCUGGUUAUGAGAGCUUCGUUAAAGAGAAGUUCGAGCGCUGCCUGGAUCUUUACCUGGCUCCUAGAGUCCGGAGAAGCAAACUGAACAUCGAUCCCGAGAGCCUCCUCCCCAAGCUUCCCAGUCCCGAGGAGCUGAAGCCGUUCCCAACUGCCUGCGCCACUAUUUUCAGAGGCCACAAGGGCCGCGUGCGUACCUUGGCCAUCGAUCCAUCUGGCCUCUGGCUUGCCACUGGUGGUGAUGAUGGAACUGUUCGUGUUUGGGAACUUCUCACUGGUCGUCAGCUCUGGAGUGCAACUUUGAGUGAAGAGGAUCCGGUCAAUGUGGUUAAGUGGAGGCCUGGCAAGGAUGCUGUUGUCCUUGCUGCGGCCGCGGGUGACGAUGUUUUCCUUGCGGUUCCCCCUAUUGUUGACCCCGAAGUUGAACAAACCAGUCUUGAGAUUCUUGAUGCUGGGUGGGGAUACGCAGCUUCAAGACCAGCCCCGACUGGUGCGGACGCGAACAAGAAGAACACCCCUCCUCAGUGGAUUCGCCCAUCGAGCUCGCUUGCGGACUCUGGCGUAUAUGCUGUUAUCCCUCUUCGCUACGUUGUCAAGUCGCUCUCAUGGCACCGUCGCGGCGACUACUUUGUUACAGUGUGCCCGGGUUCGUCUACGCCGGCCUCUGUGGCCAUCGCUAUCCAUACUCUUUCCAAGCAUCUGACCCAAUUCCCCUUCCACCGCCGUCUCAAGGGUGGUGGACCCCCGCAAACUGCUCACUUCCACCCAUCGAAACCGGUCUUGUUCGUCGCCAACCAACGGUCCGUGCGUGCCUACGAUCUCUCUCGCCAGCUCCUCAUCAAGAUCAUCCAGCCCGGUGCCCGCUGGAUCUCUUCCUUCGACAUUCAUCCGACCUCCUCUACCGCUGCUGGCGGAGACAACCUUAUUGUGGGAUCCUACGACCGUCGUCUCCUGUGGCACGAUCUCGAACUCUCUCCGCGCCCCUACAAGACAUUGCGGUACCACCGCAAGGCUAUCCGGUCCGUCAAGUUCCAUCCUGGUGGCCGCUACCCUCUCUUUGCGGACGCAAGUGACGACGGCUCUUUGCAAAUCUUCCACGGCAGCGUUACGGGCGAUAUGCUCAGCAAUGCCAGUAUUGUGCCGCUCAAGGUCCUCAAGGGCCACAAGAUUACCGGUGAGCUUGGUGUGUUGGAGGUGGACUGGCAUCCGAGAGAAGCGUGGUGUGUCAGUGCUGGUGCAGAUGGAACUUGUCGUUUGUGGAUGUAAUUGUGAAAUCAACAAGCAAUCUGCGCAUUUACAUAAGGGCGUUUAUUUCUUUAUAUCUUUGUUUGGGUUGUAUAGUUGUUCAAGAUAUAUCCAUAGUAAAAGUUAUCCCAUUCAUAAAAGUUAUGCUCACCGAC